AUGAAUGUCCCUGGUAUCUCUGCUAACACCGUGAUCUUUCUCCUGCAACAGCUCCAAUGCUCAAUAUUCUCCACGACCUUCAACCCAAAUCGGCAGCGGCUGGGGAACAAAGUCCUGCGCCAGAGAUUAAAGGGCCCGGCCCUCGCCGCAUAUUAUCCCAGAAGAUCAGCCACGGUAGAAGACGUGCUGGCGGAAUUCAAGAAAUUCGAUCUCGACGGAUUCAACGAGGACGAAGAGAUACGAUUGGAAAGCAUCCAGAUUGCCAAACUAAGAGGCAAAGGGGCUCCCAAGAAGAAGAGAACGGCCUCGGGUACGUAUUAUGCAUACGAUGACAUUCGGCUCUACCUAGUACCUCAUGUCACGCACAAGUCACUGACAUUUAUACCUCCAGACACUCGGAAGAAAGGCAAGAGGUAG
Messenger RNA from Capronia epimyces CBS 606.96, 417 nucleotides. RefSeq lists its product as uncharacterized. The transcript has a single exon. Gene Ontology annotation, cellular component: mitochondrion. The record is from RefSeq and is a predicted model, not a curated record. NCBI's taxonomy places the organism in Eukaryota, Fungi, Ascomycota, Eurotiomycetes, Chaetothyriales, Herpotrichiellaceae. Bases 1 to 417 code for a protein of 138 amino acids.